AUGUCCAACUAUCUACCACCCCGCUUAUCUUGCCUUCUAUGCAAGGGAAAGAAGCAAAGUUGUGACCGCGCACUCCCAAAAUGUAGCCGAUGUUCAAGGCAGGGCUACGACUGCAGCUACCCCGAUAAGAGAAAGCCGACAACAGGCAGACGCAAGCAGGCUCGUGAUCUCGAGACCAAGUUAAUGCUGUUGGAGGCUCGAAUCGACAAAUGUUACCCACAGGAUGGCCAUGCAUCAGGCUCGGAAAUGAAACCCGGCGCCGGAGAAGGAUUGCUGUCGCAAUCUCCCGGCACUUACCUCGUAGUAGAUGAUGAAAGCCCAUUGCCUCAUAACGAUCAACAAGACAGUUCUACCACCGACGGUGCUCUACAUCUACAGUUGAACAAGCCCACAACAGUUGACUCCAUCAUUGGCAACCCUAUCCCGACUCCCGAAAUGUUGAAUCUGUAUUUUGAAAAACUACAUCACGCAACACCUAUGAUUCAUCGCUCGCGCUACGAAGAGUGUGUCGGGUCCUCUGGGGCAGACCAUCCGCCCAAGUGCUUACACUACAUCAUUUGCGCAUUAGGAGCAGACUGCAUACCAACUUACCAAUCUUUAUCUACACCGCUGUAUCGACAGGCCAGGGAUGAAGGCAAGAGCUCUUUUGACCUGGCUCAUCUCCAGACCUGGCUGCUAGUAGCAAACUUCGAGGCGCGCAAAGGUCUUUUCUCCCGAGCAGCUAUCAGCUUGGCCCGGAGUAUCCGUAUGGCCCAGAUGCUGAAUCUUAAUCGGGACGAAAGAAACGACACGGAAAACCUCCCUCCCCGUGGUUUCGGGUCUCGUCAAGACUGGAUCAUACUGGAAGAGUGUCGCAGGACUUGGUGGUGUUUGUACGUUUCCGACCGACUUCUCUUCGUUACCUCAGGCCUGCCUUCAGUCAUUGAUAGUACACAGGUACAGGUAUCUCUCCCAGCUUCUGAACAGGCCUUUGAGAGUGGAUGUCCUGAGGAAACAGCGACAUUGCAAGGCGCGUUGCACCAUCAAGAUAGGGCAUGUUCAGUCUUGGCCUUGAGAGUAAUAGCAGCAUCCCUUUUUUAUCGUGCUGUCCGCAUUUCCGACUCGAAAAGAACGGAUGAAGAGUACAGCAACGCGAAUGAUAAAGCCUACUGGGAAUGCCAUAAGGUUAUCAAGAACGAUCUUAUCACCUUACAAACAGCUUUUUCUAGAAGCUUUCGGCUACCGGAUGGCCUCAAAUGCCAACAAUCUGUUUUUGUAUAUGUCCUAAUACAGAUGACUAUACUUUCUCUCUACAAUUCAACAAUGCAGAUCGUUCAUGGCGGUAACGAACGCAGCCAAUCUGAUUUGGCUACUGAAAGCUGCGAGUACAUCGGGGAUGCAGUAUCGAACAUUGUCGAGGUCUUCAAGUCGAUGAGGAAUGAUGCCGAUGUGGCCCUAAAUAAUCCCAUACUUAACUAUGCUGCAUAUACAGCCGCCUUGCUGUUACUCUCUGGCGUAGGAAUUGGUAAAGAUGAGGCGUCAAAGGUCUCCGAUGCUAUUUAUCUGCAGCAACAUUUACAGCAAGCUGGUGUAACUCAACCUAUCGCGUAUUCUUUGGGUCAACAGUUAAAAGAAAAGCUUGCGGGGAGAGCCGACUUGACAGUCUACCGCUUGUAA
Messenger RNA from Fusarium venenatum, 1656 nucleotides. NCBI's taxonomy places the organism in Eukaryota, Fungi, Ascomycota, Sordariomycetes, Hypocreales, Nectriaceae. The record is from RefSeq and is a predicted model, not a curated record.